UAUUAUCCCUUUCCGAUAAAUUCCCGAAGUGCUACAUAACCCAGCAACCAAGGAUGGCUUCGGCAGGACCAGCAGUGGACAUGGAGCUGAAAAAGGCUUUCCAAGAUCUGCAGUCCAAAAUGAUACAGACCACUCAACAGCUGAAAAUGUCCGACAUGCAGGUUGAACAGCUCAAGCGACAAAUUCAGCACUCUAAACUAGUAGAACAAGAAUUAAAAACAUUACCAGAAGGUGUAAACACUUAUGAAGGAGUUGGAAGAAUGUUUAUCUGUCAACCAGUGGAAACUAUUAAGUCAAAUCUUGGAGAGAAAGUAAAAAAUGCAGAAGCAAAAAUUAAAACCAUUGAGACUAACAAACAGUAUCUGGAAAGAAGUAUAAAAGAAAGUGAAGACAAUCUAAGGGAAUUAGUUUUGUCAAAAACUGGAAGACAUUAACCUUUGCAUGUGUUAAAGGCACAUUUCUGCUUUGCUGUUUUAUAUAGACUAUAUUAUGUAUGCAACAUAAAAUAAAGGAAUGUAUAAUCGUUAAGUGUGCAUGUAUAAUAAAUGUAUGUUUGUAAAGUACUAUUGUGUCACUACCUAUGUGUCACUACUUGGCUUUAAAUAGAUUUAGAAUAGUGAAAUAAAAGAAUAAGAAAAAAGACAAUAGCUAAUAAGGAUGAUGAUAUGGUGGAUAUUUUCUUCCAUUUGUUAAAAAGAAUUGUUGGGUUACGUCUCUAAUAAAAGUCAUUCAUUUAUGAUGUGUAACAUGUUUGAUGUAUUAGGAAUGCUGACAUUAAAACUUUGUUUAUAAGUGUUUAUAUUGUAACCAUCUGGUUAAUCACCUAUUAGACUUGGAUUAAAUCAUCUUCAUUCUUGAUCCUUUAAUCUGAACACAAUUCAAGCAUGUGAGGAUCGCCUUUGUGCAUGCCUGUGCAGUAAAAUUCUUAGAGCUUACAGAGUACAGUAGUUGUUAGAUCUUGACAUUUAAAAAAAAUGUCACUGAAUAAAAUCCCACGGUAUGGCAGAAAUAA
Lingula anatina is the source of this 1012-nucleotide messenger RNA. RefSeq names its product prefoldin subunit 1. Gene Ontology annotation, cellular component: prefoldin complex; cytoplasm. NCBI's taxonomy places the organism in Eukaryota, Metazoa, Brachiopoda, Lingulata, Lingulida, Lingulidae. The record is from RefSeq and is a predicted model, not a curated record. Gene Ontology annotation, biological process: protein folding. Gene Ontology annotation, molecular function: protein folding chaperone.